Molecule: messenger RNA, 9401 nt
Organism: Anarrhichthys ocellatus (wolf-eel)
Lineage: Eukaryota; Metazoa; Chordata; Actinopteri; Perciformes; Anarhichadidae
Product: F-box only protein 40-like
Exons: 8
Coding region: 4380-6482 (700 amino acids)
Cellular component (GO): cytoplasm
Molecular function (GO): protein binding; zinc ion binding; ubiquitin protein ligase activity
Source: RefSeq, a predicted model, not a curated record
UGGAGUCCAGCUCACAGCUUAGCUCUGCGGCCCGCGAGGCAAAGAAGCACAACAGGCGGACAGACAGAGAAAGAUAAGACAGGGUGACAGACGGACAGUCAAGUGGUUCAGUGACACAUGAAGAGACGGAGAGCAGCAGGCCGCCGGUAUACACUGACCAUGACAGCGCCUCCUCAGGUGUGUGAUCUCCAGCUGCAGACCCGUCAGCAUGGUCAGGUGCUCCUGCUUCAGGAAGGCUAUGCCUCUCUCCACACUGGCCACCUGCUGCUCCAGCUUCCCAGCAUCCAUGGCUGCAGCCCUACACAACCUGCACACAGAUGCAGGAGGCUGGAUGUCUUUUGGUAAGGUUUCUCCCACUACAGCUGUUGUGGGUCCAUUUUGAGGACCGACAUAGAGCAGAGCUCAGGUAGGCUUACUAUGCGUCUGUUCCAUGGAAAGUAAACAUAAUCUAUUUACCAAGCUACACUGACAAACCAUCUGCUCGAUAUUCUAUCUCACUCAGAUUUUCUGCAUUAGCUUUAUGAGGUAAUUAUCUUAUAAAAAAAAACACUCUCUAUUUGAAUAACCUCUUUCGGUUUUAUUUCUAGCCCAUAAAAGCUUUCUAGUUUCUGCACCGUGGCUCACGCGGUGUCUACCUGUAACUGUGCAUUCAUCACUGUGACCGUGGCCUACCGUGAUACUGAAGCUGUGUCCUGUUCAGAGCGUCUCUCAUGGAUCCUCGUAUCGCCGCGCUGUCUCCGCCCCUCGAUGCAGCGGAGAUGGAGUAAAACAAAAAGACUCGUGCAAAGACGUUCUGCGUGCAAACCAGCGCUUUGCGCGUUUCUCGUGCUCUCGGCUGAGCUGUUUCUCUGUUGCAGCAGGCCGACGUGUUUCCCGACCGUGUGAACGAAUCCUGCUGCAGUCUGAGUAGAAAUAACCUCCUCAUAACCUUCUUCUCUGUACGUGCAGUGCGGCUGCUGUACCCACAACAAAGCAGUCCGGUAUGAGGGGUGAUCAGUGCCACGAAGCAGCAGCAGCAGGAGGAGGAGGAGCUCCGUGGAAGUGAUGCUACCAGCUGUUGCAAGCAAAGAAAGGAAUCAUAUUUGUAUUUUAUUCCUUGAGAUGAUAGAUGUUGUUCAUCAAUCUUUUGGAAAAGCUUAUGCAUCAUAUGAGGCUCUUCGUUUGUUUUCAUUGGCAGAAGAAUUAUUCUGAUGCUUUACUUAAAAGUACUGAAACGUGUAAAAAAAAGUAAAAAUACCGUUACAGUUAAAGUACUGGAUUCACAUUAAUUGUAUUAGCAAAACAUACUUAAAGUAUCAAAAGUAAAAGGCCCAUUGCAGUGUUUAUUAUAUGUUAAGCAUUAACAGCAUCUUAAAGACAGCCCAUUUUAACUCAUUAUUAUGCUGAUUGGCUUUCAAUCAAUAAUUAUGCACUCUACUUAUAAUUAUAUUUUUUGUAUGUUCAUUUCUAAUUUGCAAAGUAACUUGUAACUAUAGGUGUCAAAUAAAUGUAGUUUGAGUAAAAAGUACAAUAGUUCUUCUGAAAUUAAGAGGUAAGAAGUUCUUCAUCUUCAUCAGUCAACUAGUUGAUUAAUCCUUGCAGCUCUAAUUCUAUUUUAUUAAAUUAUUAUUUUUUCAUAUAAAAUGUUUUAGUAAAUAAAUUAAAGCUAUAUACAGUAUACGUAUAAACCAUUCAUCCAAUAAUUUGAAUAUUAGGUAUAGAUUACACAGAAGAAGAAAAAACUACGUUCAGGUUUAUUUUAUUUGCUCUGUGUAGUGCUUCGUGACAUACUGGUUAUAAAACAUCAUCCCUAUACUUGUGCAGUGUAAUCUGCCAUCAGUGUCAAUAAUACACAAAUACAUUCUGAAGUGGCAGGUAGAAUGAAAAGGAUCUUUUUCAUUGUUGCAAUCUGUUUCUUGCAAAAUGGUUGACGAGGUUAAUCCUCUCCUGGCUGCACUCCUGCUUGUCACUCAUGCUUGGGAGGGGAACAGGGUCACUCUGCAGAGAGGACUCGUAGUAAGGACAGACUUUUAGAUGAGCCGAUAUGGGAGGGAUGUCUGCCAUAUGCCACGAAUCCACUGAGGAGAAGAGGUGACUGAACUCCCAUACCUGGAGAGAAACAGGAAGAUACAAAAGGAAAUAUGGAUCACAGUCUUCUUCUCCCAGCGGAGGGUGACCAUCCCUCUCUCCUGCAGCAGAGAGGAGCUCACCUGCCUCAUCAGCUGGGACACCAGAGCCAGCUGGGACAGGGACAGACUGUCCAGGAAACUGGCCAUGUGGCACAGCACCUCGUAGGGCAGCGAGCUCAGAGAGUCCUCUGGUCCUCCUCCCCGACCUCCUCUCUUCCUCUGAGUGGUGGAGGAGUCCACUGAGCUCCUGGACGGCUGGGAGUCGUCACCUACUGAGGCUACAGCUCUGGAAAGACAGCCUUCAGUUUCAAGCGGUCAUAAAGGUCUGAUUGAUCCACCAGGGCCAUGGCAAGAUCCAGAGGCUCCCCUUGCCCCUGGAUUUCCUUCAGCACGUUCACCUGCAGGGCCAAGUCGCCGUGUGGGUUCAUGUCAUCGGUCGGCCACCGGAGCCACUCCAUGGAGCAACACACUACGCUGGCCGGACACAGCUGGAGGUGAGCUGCCUGCGAGGAGCGGGGCAGGUGGAGCGGGCAGCCGUACUCGGCGUUGAGGCAGGGCACCCUCACGUUGGGGCAGAGCAGCAGGUGAUCCUCCUCUUUACAAUGGUGGAAGAGAGCUCCACAGUGCAGGCGGCAGGGGAUGACCGCACAGCACACAGAGACCUCCACCCGAGCCCUGCAGCGCCGGCUGUAGCAGGAAUCACAGUGGACAUGCUGUCGCACCCUGGAGGCUCGAGAACGCUGACUCUGAUUGGAUGAGAAAGAAAAAGAGAGGAGUCAGCUUGGAUAAAAGAUUAAGAUUUACAACAUAGAAAACAGUGCAUAAUAAACAUGGUGCAUCAAAGCUUUAACUCAACAUGAAUUAGAUGUGGAAGGUCUGUGACUCACCAUAUCUAGAGGACACUGAAGCAAAGGUUUUUGUAAUCCUGCAAGUAAAACACAGAAAUGACACACAGAUUCAUACGUAAACCAUGUAAUGUUAAAUACCCCAAAUAGUGGAUAACAUAGUGUUACUCGAUCUUUUUGGAUUGGGAUCCAUCAGUCACAUAUUAUGACCAGGUCAAACAAAGAGAUAGAAAGAGUGAUUCUUUCCUUCUGGUUUAAUAUGAAUUAUUUUUAGAGGCCUGACAUAGUAAAAUGAUAUUAUUAUUCUCAAGAGUUUUAGGCAGCAUUAAUGUUGUUUGUUUUGUAUAUCAUGUAUCUUAUGAUCCCUACGCCUCACAACAAACAGUAAUGGUAAGCAUCAACAUCUGUUCUUCAGCUUGGCUCCAAAAGCACUCUUACAAAACUGCAUUUAAAUGUAUUUAUUCCAUGUUCUUACUAAAUGAGGAGCUGAAGGUAAACUAGAGGCCUAUAUAUUGUUACGGUGUGUGUCCUGAAGCACAGACGAGCACUUGAAGCAACUUUACUUCCGUUGUGUUACUGGUCUAAGAAGUUUCACUGGACUGUUUGCAACUUAAAAUAACAAAACUAAACAUCAUCGAAGUAUUUUAACACAUUCAAAGCGGGAUCACACCGUAUCCAGUCAAAGCUCUUACCAAGGUGCCACUGCAGAAGUGUUGCUUCCUCCUCGUUUUAUAACGUUGCUUUUGGUCUCUGUGCUGUUUGUACUGCCAGGUUAAAAUUAGCCAAGAAGCACCAAGCAAGUUCAGCAGGAGAACCCCCCCCACCCCUUUCAGUUUCUGCAGCGGACUCAAUCACGGCCACCAAACUUCUAUCUAUUCAUUCCUGGGCCGAAUGAAUGUGCACCAGCAUCAAGCACAGAGCCAUCAGCUUAUCUUCUGUUGGAGUGACACUGACACUUUUUAUUGAAUCUCCACUAGAGGACUCUGUUUGGAUAUGAAGUAACACAAAUUUUGCUCUCUGCAGCUGCAAAUCAAUUGUGCAAAGCACCACAAUAUGAAUCAGAGGGAGAGAUUUCCUGAUGCAAGUCUCUGAGGGUGCUGGUAACCCAAACCAUGUUUCUGACCAACUGUGUAACAUUUCUCAGUCAGUGCUCGGCUCUAUUUAUAAAACACACACAUAGCUCAGACACACACACACACACACACACACACGCACAGAGACACUUGGUCUUUAAAGCACAAGACGGAGUACACGGAGUAUGUUUCUCUGCUUUCCCUUCUCUUAGAGCGGUGGGCUUAAGUCUGUAGUUCUGUUCCCAUUGACUCUAAUGUCACAGGACCCUGCUGGUAACCUUGUGUGUGAUGACAUGCAAGACUAUGAGAUUCAUAGUUUCUUCUUGGUUUGCAGGACCUGCAGCAUCUGAAGCAUGAGUCAGCGUUCUCGAGCCUCCAGGGUGCGACAGCACGUCCACUGUGAUUCCUGCUACAGCCGGCGCUGCAGGGCUCGGGUGGAGGUCUCUGUGUGCUGUGCGGUCAUCCCCUGCCCCCUGCACUGUGGAGCUCUCUUCCACCAUUGUAAAGAGGAGGAUCACCUGCUGCUCUGCCCCAACGUGAGGGUGCCCUGCCUCAACGCCGAGUACGGCUGCCCGCUCCACCUGCCCCGCUCCUCGCAGGCAGCUCACCUCCAGCUGUGUCCGGCCAGCGUAGUAUGUUGCUCCAUGGAGUGGAACCGAUGGCCGGCCAACGAUGCCCAUUCUUAUCCAAACACUGAGCUACUGAAAAACCUGCUCAGGGAAAGAGAGCAGGGAAGAUGUCUGGACUUGGCCAUGGCCCUGAAAGACCAGGACCUCCUGUUUCACUCCAUGAAGAUGAGAAAUCUGUUCCCAGAGCUGACCCAGAGUGUGGAUGAGGGCGAGAAAGAAAGGAGGGACGACAGGAGGAAGGAGAAGCAGAGGAAAGAGGUAGCAGAAAAGGCAGCUGCAAAGGAGGCCAGUGAUCGGGAGUCUUUGAACAUGUCCGACAUGCACACAUCUGGUGAAAAAGAAGAGGAGGAUGAAGAUGAGGUUGAUGUUGAAUAUGAGCAGGAGCUAACCCAGGAAGAGAGAGAGGCUAUUGCCUGGGGCACAGAAGUGAAUGCUGAUCUGUUGGAAAACUACAACGCCUGGGAGAGCAUGUUCAGUAUGGAAAGAGGUGGCUGCAGGAAAGCUGGAGAGGCAGUUAUGGGAGGCAGAGGAGACAGCCUGGCCACUCUGACAGAAGAAGAUACAUCAGAUACCUGUAUGGAUGCCUCAGCAUCAAACUCCUGCCAACAGGGGAGCAGUGCAUGCAUUGCUUCCUCUUGUCUCGCUGAAAAACUGAAAAGGGAAUUUGUGUACGGACACUUGGAGCCGAUGAAGAUUAUCACUGUGCGUACCUUUAAAACCCCAACCAGCUUCUCUGCCAGGCAGUCCCGCAUCCGCAACCCCAAUUUCUACAAGAGGGAGAAGCGAGCUGUGGAUACCAGCGACCUCGGGGUGGUCCUAGAGAAGAUGCCAGUGUGGGAUGAGGUUCAGGCCUCUCUGCUGUGCUCCCUGGAGAAGGAGCAAAGAGGUCACCUCAUUGCAGAGAGCGUAUGCACGGACGCUCUGUUACAAGAUGAAGGCACACAGACCUACAACUUCUUGUCUGCUCCUUUCCGGAGAGAAACAUCGCUGGCUGACCUGACCGCUGCCAAACCGCUGGAGCUGCACCUACAGCUGCAGGUGGAAAGCGUCACCAGUCGGCACCACAAGGCCAGCUCUGCCUUCACCUUCCUCUGUGGACACACCUUCCAGCGCAGAGAGUAUGGCAAACAUUAUAAGAACAUCCACAGUGACAUCCAGAUGUGUGUGAGUGGAUGGUUUGAGCAGAGAUGCCCCCUGGCCUACCUGGGAUGCACCUACAGCCAGACGAGGUUUCAGCCCUCCACUCAUGAAGCCACUGUCUCCUACAACGAGGACCUUGGCUGCUUUAGCCUGCAUCCCACCGUCCCUGUUUCUCCGGGUGAAGCUUCCCAGCCGUCCAGGAGCUCAGUGGACUCCUCCACCACUCAGAGGAAGAGAGGAGGUCGGGGAGGAGGACCAGAGGACUCUCUGAGCUCGCUGCCCUACGAGGUGCUGUGCCACAUGGUCAGUUUCCUGGACAGUCUGUCCCUGUCCCAGCUGGCUCUGGUGUCCCAGCUGAUGAGGCAGGUGAGCUCCUCUCUGCUGCAGGAGAGAGGGAUGGUCACCCUCCGCUGGGAGAAGAAGACCUACUCGCAUGGAGGAGCCAAGUGGAGGGUGAAGCAGACGGUUUGGCACUUCAGCACUUUGUUCUCUCCUGUGGACGAUUGGUGCUUCCAAGACGUCCCGUCCAUGUCAGAGCACCUAAAGGUGUGUCCCUGCUAUGAGAGAGAGUCCAGGACAGAGAAGGUUCACCUGCCUCACGUCAGAGAAGAAGAGGUCCAAACUAAGACAAGCUGUGAUGGUCCCACUCUUACCCAAUUGUUCCAGCAGAAGAGGAUCAUGAUGUAGUGUAUGCUGCUUUAAUCUGUUAUUAUAAAGCAUGUGCUUAGUUGCAUGAUGCCUCGUUUAAAAAUGUAGACACUGAAUAUAACUUUUUGGAAACACACAACCUGAAUAAAUACUUGAGCGGUUGUACAUAGCAACAACUGAGCUGAACUGACCAUAUGAUGUUAAAUAAUCAGUGUUGCAUAAAAAAUGCAAAAAGAAAAAAAAACGCAGCUUAGGCAGUUUAUUGGAGCUGAUUGCUGCCCUUUUUAUGUCUAAACUCCCAAAAGACAUCUGCUAACUUGUGCUUCAUCUCUACUUUAUUGACAUUAGAAGUUACAAGCAAGCACUAUAAGUUACAGUGGUCCUUCGGGUCCUUGAACCACUUUUCAACUGGACCAAUGGAGUCAUUUUUGACAAGGGGAAACCCAGAGCUGGCUUCUCUAGUGGUCGUUGCUAGUGUUGUGUGUGCUGGGGAGGAAGUCUGCCCUGAGCAGUCUGUAAAACAGCACCAUGUUCAUGAUGGAGAUGAGACUCAGGCCUACUGUCCCCAUCAUCAGGACGUAGCGAGACAUACGUUCACUGUGAGCCGCCAGCCAGCGGGUCAUCCAAGCUAGCGUGCAGACACGAAACACCAAUAACCUGCAGGUCGAGACAAAAAAAUCUGUGAGAAACUCUUUUUUUUUAACCAAUAUGAUAUCAUUAGAGAAAUUAGUGCUCGAGCUGGAAGGCAGAUUUUGUUGUUGUUGGACAAAGCCAGACUAGUUGUCGGUGUCCCGGCACCAGCUUCAUAUUAAACUGAUAGAUAUGAUAUCGACCUUCUCAUCUGAAUCUCAGCAAGAAAUAGGACAAGUUCACAUCCUAAAAUGUCUAACUAUUCCUUUGAAGUUAUACAUCUUGAGGAAUAUUUCUUAACUUUUUUUCCAGAUGAACUAGCAGCUUCUUAGCAAAGAUUACUUAAUCAUUCAUUUAAAUACAUAUGAAAGGCCACCCAUGGAUUUUUUUGCACACGCUCACAUAUGAACACUUUCUUGUGCAAGAGGUAGUUUUGCUAUUGAUUUUCACAGUUGUGAAACCUCCAGAGGAGAGUCACCGUGCCACGUACGUUCCCAGGUUGAGCCAGCUGGUCACUCUGUAGGUCACAGAGGGGCGAGGGGCUGUGAUGUCCGACCCUGGCACGUUCCUCCGUCCUGACAGGAGGAGGAGCUGCCUGAUGUGAAGGAAAACUGAGUUGAUCUCAACCAGCAAAGACACCACGGAGUAGCCCACAAAGAGGUGGGACGUCACAGAGAAACUGAAGCAGGAGAGCACCUGAGAGAAGAAUCAGAGGUUAACACACACACACACACACACACACACACACACACACACAAGCAGAAACAUGCAGCAAAACUCAAUUCACACUCUCACUAAAGAAACCACACAUUAAAAUGAAUGAAAAGAGUUUCUGAGGUCACUUUUAGAUUCCAAUACUUCUACUGUAAAGUAGAUGAUCAAUAGAUAAUUAAUACCUCAUACACUAAAUCCCCUACUGUGGAAGCACUUUCUAAGGGUUUAGAGUAUUAAAUUAUAUAUAAAUUAAUGUAAAUAAUCAAUCCAUCAUUAUACAUCCUUAAAAAUAAUUAGAAAGACAAGUUGCAAAAAGUCAAUUUUGUCCUCUGCAGGUGAACAUUUUGUGAGUUUGAUAAAACUUUUAAGGACAUUGAAGGAGCAUAUACUGAAGGAUAUUGUUAUAAUCUGGCAAACAUAAAGCCUUACAUCUUAUUAGAACUCAACACAAGCAGACCUUGAAUUAUGAGUGUUGAGUUACCUCUCUGGUUCAAUCAGCAACUUAAAAGAGCUUCACAGAGCGACUCAUUAGCUCAGCUAUCAGCAAAACGUGUCCUCUAUUUUACAAUCUCGUGACCUAAAGUCACUGAGCUGUUUUCCUGCUGGAGGGGAAUCAGGUCGUGUGCGAUUUAAUUCACUGACCUCAUCGUUACAACACAUAGACGCGUCAAGGCUGGAAAAAGUCAACCUAACAAAUACUUUGUACUCAGAUCCUAAUGACACCCAGAUGGAAUCUUUGUUUUCUGUUGAUCCUUCGUCAUAUCUUUAAAUAUAUGUCAUCAAUUAGUUCUAUCUCUAGAUUUUCUGAAAUGCAGAUAUUCUGUCUAUGUUCAAGAUUAUCCAAUUUUCGAACUUUCUACUAAAACAACAAAUAUGUCACGUAAAAAAACACAGACAUGCACUGCAAAUACAGAAAACACAAGCAAAUACACAACAACGAAACAGAAGCAUCCAGGGGGACACUUAUUUAUUUGCAGUGUGUUGAGCUGUCUCGGCCACCGUGCUAUACACACAUGUAAACACACACACACGCGCGGUGUAAAGUUUAUUACCGCGGUGUGGUGGAGGAUCACCUCCCAGGACCGUUUACAUGACUGGUUCAAAGCCACGUCCAAGAAGUCAUGGAUAAAAUAACCUAGAGGAGGAAGUACAUGAGUUAUGUAAGCAUGCAACACAUGUACAUUGAUACACAAAACAUCAUUCACUGUUUUGGUUAAGGUUUGUUCAAUCCUUUUAUUAAAUCUUGCAGAACAACAUUUUCAUCAUUUCCCCACUUUGCUUUUUUUACUGUCAGUAUAUAAACUGGUGUGGUCAGCGUCUGAUAUCCAAGUGAGGUAAAUUAACUUUUACUUGAUUCAAUCCAGGAACAGAUUGUUGCAUGACUUGGAAGUUGUUGUUGUGAAAGCCUCAUACAUUCAAACUCUACAUUCAGUGUCUGCUGCUGUAGCAGAGGUUUCCAUUCUUAAUUAGGUGAAAUAACCAAGUUGAUUUCUAGCCUAAUGUCCGCUGUCUGCUGAUGUGUGAGCACGUGCAUCUUUGUGUGUCGUGAGCGAGGUUGUCACCUGUAGACACAGCUACGAGACUGUGGGAGAGCAAGGAGUGAGAGGAGAUCAG